GUCGCCUUUCUCAUCUCGUCUUCAACAACGACGAAACCCUAAUUUUGAUUAAGUUCGAUUUGGCAAAGCCGAAACUCGAAUUCGCACUCUCUCGAAAUUGAUCGAUUGAUCGCUCUGUUUCUAUUUUGAAAAUUUGUGUUUUCCUUCUCUUGAGUUCUCACGGUGCUGCUCGGGUUUUCUGAGGUUGAAAAGUUGAAAACCAUCCCGUUUUAUACGGAUAGUUCCAUCGCUCGAGUUCCAUCUCUUGCUAUUUGUCUUCGCUGCGUAUCUGCUUUAUCACCGGUUUCAGCUCAUCGCCGUCUUUCCAUUCACUGGUGUCUUUGCUCCGGCGUCGUCCUGCUGCUUUCGGUUCAUCGGGGUUAAGACUUGAUCGUGGAAGGACUGUGAACAUUAAGUUUUGAAUAUUCUCUCCAUCAAAGAGUUGCUCGGUGCACUGGCCGGAAAUGGAUCCUGGUCGAUUUGGUCGUCAGCAAGAAUGGGAUAAUAACAGUGUAAUUGCUCCGGAGGGUUAUGGUACUGAGCAUGAUCCAAAUAAUCGGUUUGGCGUAUCAUACGAUGAGGGAUAUCCCGACAAAAGGUUGUUGCGUGAUGAUGUUUACAAUUAUCCACCUGGACAUGAUACCCUGGGUCCUUUGCCUCAGUCUAGGAGGCAAAACUAUGAAGAAAAUUAUCCUCGUGAACUUCGUAGGCAAGACAAGCCUUACACUGAUACAAGCCAUGCUGCUGGUUAUUAUCAUGAUAUCGAAGUUGGGAGUCGUAAUGGAUACUACCGUGAUCAUGGACACGAAGGAUCGUCAAGAUAUGAUGGCCGUGAUGACUAUUCUUGCAGUGAUUAUAACUAUAGAUCUAGAAACUACCAUCAUAACAGAGAUGAUAGCCGUGAAAGAGAUUAUGAUUAUGCUCGCCGGAGUUAUGAUUCUGAUUAUGAAAGGGGCAGUGUGAGAGAUGGCAAUCGAAAGAGCCGAGACUCGCAGGAUAGAGAAUGGGACUCACGUGACAGAGAGUGGGAUUCACGUGAUAGAGAAUGGGACAAACGAUGUUACAGCCGUGAAAGAAGUCCACAUAAGAGAUAUGAGAAAUCUCGAUCUCGCUCUGCUGGACGUGAUGAGUUCUCAAGAUCAAGAUCUCCUAGAGGUCGGAGCCAUGGGCGGAGUUACCGGGAAGACAGCUACGAGGACGAUCACUGGCAUGAAAGUGAGAGGCGAAGAGAAUAUGAAGAUAGACAUAACCAGGAUCAUUUUUCUUCUACCCCAUCUGCCACUGUUGUUGUGAAGGGUCUCUCAACAAAAUCAACAGAAGAUGAUCUAUACCAGCUUCUGGCUGAAUGGGGUCCUCUGCAUGAUGUCCGUGUGAUUCGGGAGCAAAAUUCUGGGAUCUCUCGUGGAUUUGCAUUUAUUGAUUUCCCCACGGUGGAUGCUGCACGUACCAUGAUGGACAGAAUUGAGCAUGAUGGUAUAGUUAUGGAUGGAAGGAAGCUAAUUUUCCGUUAUAGUGAACCUAGGGCUGGUGUGCCCCGUAGGCAGGAAAGUGCUUCUAGGCGCAGUUAUGGUGGAAACAAAAGCAUGAUGGUUCCCACGGAUUGGAUGUGUACAAUCUGUGGCUGUAUCAAUUUUGCGCGGCGAACCUCCUGCUUUCAGUGUAGUGAACCCAAGACCAAGGAUUCUCCUUCAGCCGAUAUAGGUUUGUCAAACCCAGCAGGAAAACGAAGUUUGGAGACAGGUCCAACUCAUGUUUUAGUUGUACGUGGGUUGGAUGAAGAUGCUGAUGAGGAAAUGAUUCGGUGUGAAUUUUCCAAACAUGCUCCUAUCAAGGAUCUUCGACUUGUGAGAGACAAGUUCACUCAUGUUUGCCGGGGAUUUGCAUUUGUGCAUUUCUGCUCGGUUGAGGAUGCUACCAAGGCACUUGAAGCAACAAACGGAACAACUCUUGAAAAGCAUGGUAAAAUCCUUAGAGUUGCAUAUGCAAAGAACAUUCAUGGUUCUGGAACUGGUACAUCAGCACCCUCUCACUCCAGCAACCUCGCUGCUGCCGCAAUUGAAGCAGCAGCAUUUUCUCAACAGUAUGACGGUGUUGGAUGGGCUCCAAAGGAAUACAAUUUUGAUGAGAAACAAACUGGAGGGCAGGCCCAGGGCGUUGGGGAAAUUGAAGCCCAGAAAGGGGCUUCUGCUUCUGCUCCACAAUCCGGCUAUGUGUGGGAUGAAGCAUCUGGUUACUACUAUGAUGCUGCCUCUGGAUAUUACUAUGAUGGAAAUUCAGGUUUCUAUUAUGACAGUAAUAGUGGGCUUUGGUACUCGUAUGACCCUCAAACGCAGCAAUAUGUUCCUUGUCCUGAUCAGAACAAUGAGAGUAAAUUAACUGAAGAACAACCAGAGUCUGCCAAGAUGGAGAAAUCCACUCAACAAAAAGUUAUUAUCUCUGCGGCUGCUACCCCCAAUGUAGAAAAGGCUAUCUCCUUACCAGACGCGGUUCAGGCGGCUGCAGCAGCAGCAAUUGCAGCAGAGAAGAGAGAAAAAGAGAGAGUGAAGGAGAUAAAACUUGCGUCAAAGAGUAGCAUACUGGCUAGCAAGAAAAAAAUGAGUAAUGUUUUAACCAUGUGGAAGCAGCGGAGCCAUGAAACACAAACACAACGUCCCUCACUCGGUGACAGUCCACCUACGGUUCUGGCUGAAGCAAGGUCGUCUUUCUCAACUGUACAAUCCAAGGGCAAGCUGAAAUCUGAUGCAAUGAUUUCAAAGGAGAGAACUACCUCCAAUCAUGGAGUUGCUGCACUGACAACGACUCCAACUAUAGAAAGCUCGAGUAGCAGUGCAGCAGGAGGACCUUUGAUGGGAUCUUCUUUUCGAGAGACUCAGGGAGGAGCUUCUUCUUCAGCUAAUGUACAAGUGCCUCCAGUUUUGCCUUCUACUCCUUUGCCUUCAGUCCCGGUUUCGGUUUCUGGGAGUGGAAGAAGAAGGUUCUCUGAAACGCCAUCUGCAGUGUCUACUCACAGAGAACAGCCUCAGACAUCAUACCGCGACCGUGCUGCAGAAAGAAGAAACUUAUACGGUUCAUCAGCUUCAAGUGGAAAUGAUGUUAUUGAUACAAAUGAGGAUGUUGUGGGGUUGAGGAAAGGUGCAUCGGAUCCAACACCUUUUCCUCCUGGCGUGGGUGUACGUGGGAUUACCACAACCGAAGUCAAUAGUUUCGACGUAAUCACAGAAGAGAAAGCAAUAGACGAAAGUAAUGUGGGAAACAGAAUGUUGAGGAACAUGGGCUGGCACGAAGGAUCGGGAUUAGGGAAAGACGGGAGCGGAAUGAAAGAACCGGUGCAAGCACAAGGCGUUGAUAGGAGAGCAGGACUUGGGAGUCACCAGAAGAAACUUGAUGCUGAGUUUGAGGCUCAGCCUGGUGAUACCUACAGAACUAUUCUCCAUAAGAAAGCUCUUGCGAGGUUCCGUGACAUGUCUGACAAUAAUUGACUCUUGCGAUGUUUUUGUUCUUGUGUAAAGUGGAGUUGGAAUUUUCAAUGUUGUCUUGUGUCUAAACUUUUAACUGUGAAAGUGAGUUUGAUUCUUGCUCUCUAAAUUGUUAGUGAAAAGACAGUUUGAAAA
Molecule: messenger RNA, 3590 nt
Organism: Eutrema salsugineum
Lineage: Eukaryota; Viridiplantae; Streptophyta; Magnoliopsida; Brassicales; Brassicaceae
Product: SUPPRESSOR OF ABI3-5
Exons: 17
Coding region: 444-3458 (1004 amino acids)
Biological process (GO): mRNA splicing, via spliceosome
Cellular component (GO): nucleus
Molecular function (GO): RNA binding
Source: RefSeq, a predicted model, not a curated record